Molecule: messenger RNA, 2339 nt
Organism: Vitis vinifera (wine grape)
Lineage: Eukaryota; Viridiplantae; Streptophyta; Magnoliopsida; Vitales; Vitaceae
Product: pectin acetylesterase 12
Exons: 12
Coding region: 877-2145 (422 amino acids)
Biological process (GO): cell wall organization
Cellular component (GO): plant-type cell wall
Molecular function (GO): pectin acetylesterase activity
Source: RefSeq, a predicted model, not a curated record
UUGGCAUGUAUAGGCAUAGAUAGGAUGACAAUAAUGCAGUCAUCAAUCAUCAGUGCCCAACCAUCGACAUAGGUAGGUAGUGCAAUUCACUCGAAACCAGCCCUAAAUUAUCUGAAUAGGAACAUGCUAGGAUAUGAUUCAGUACAUGGAAACUUUUUUUGGACUAAAAAAUUGGUUUAACAAAUUUUUUAUAGACUCAUGUUUUGAAAACGUAUUGUUUUUCGGAAAUAUAUUUUAAAAAUUUUAAUUAUUUUUUAUUUUAAAAUAUAAUUAUAUAAACAUAAAAAAAAAAAUUUGAAAAUGAAGUGUUAAAGAAUAAUGCCAAUUCCCAGUCUGAUUUUUAUUUUAAAAAUAUUAAAAAUUUGUUUUUGAAAUUGUUUCAAACAUGUCCUACAAAAUUUGACAGUGACAGAAGCCGAGGGGUAAGUUUGUGCACGCAAGCAUGGGAUGAAAGAGGGAAAUGGGCAAAGCCGAGGGUGUCGGCGGGGCUUGCCAUUUGUCCGUGAGGGAAGGUGAGAAAUUCAGUUCCAAUCGACCUGUCGUUUAUCAUUAUUAUCGCAACAGAAGAAGCGGUAUUUUCCCGAGAAAGCAGCUUUCAAGUCUUUACUACUUCGUGUAACACCUUCUGUAAUAAUCAAAAUGAAACUUACUCUGCUCCCCUUAUGCUUUGGUUUACUCACCUUUCAUGCAUUAAUUCAUAAUUAAUGAAAACGCUUUGUUGUAACAACGUGGAUGGAAAAAGAUGCUGAAAUGGAUUCCUUUCUCUCUCCCUCUCUCUGUCGUUCCAUUGAAUGAGAUGAAGCUCCGACUGUAGUUGCAUUAUACCAUUGGCAUUUGGUUCUCCCAAUUUUUGAUUGAUAGUGGCAGAGAGUGAGGAUGGACGGGGCAGAUGAGAGUGGGAGGCGGCCAGGACUGAGGCUAUUGUGGGUUUCUGGCUUGAUGGGGUUUCUUCUCUGCAACUGGGUUGAUGGGUUUGAGAAUUUGAAUGUGACUAAACAUCAGUUUAUGGACGGCUAUGGCUUUUCCACCCCUCCAUUGAUGGUGGGUCUUUCUCUUAUUGCCGGAGCUGCUUCCACUGGAGCAGUAUGCCUGGAUGGAACAUUACCUGGUUACCACCUCCACCGGGGAUAUGGGUCAGGGGCAAAUAGUUGGCUCAUUCAUUUGGAGGGUGGAGGAUGGUGCAAUACAAUUAGAACUUGUGUUUUCCGGAAAAAAACUCCUCAUGGUUCAUCAACACAUAUGGAAAAGCUGAUACCAUUUACAGGAAUAUUGAGUAACAGAGCUGAAGAAAAUCCCGAUUUUUAUAACUGGAAUAGAGUCAAGCUUCGAUACUGUGAUGGUGCUUCUUUCAGUGGAGACAGUCAAAAUGAGGCCAAGACAUUGUAUUUCCGGGGACAACGCAUCUGGUUAGCUGCUAUGAAAGAUCUGAUGUCAAAGGGAAUGCACUAUGCUAAUCAGGCUCUUCUUUCUGGAUGCUCAGCUGGGGGCUUAGCAGCUAUACUGCACUGUGAUGAGUUCAGGGAAUUAUUUCCAAGAACUACUAGAGUCAAGUGUCUCAGUGAUGCAGGGUUAUUUCUUGAUGUGAUUGAUGUAUCUGGUGGGCGUACUUUAAGGCAUAUGUUUGGAGGCGUGGUCAGAUUACAGCAAGUGGGGAAAAUGCUGCCACAGGCUUGUACCAGCCACCUCAAUCCAACCUUGUGCUUUUUCCCUCAGAACUUAAUUCCCCUGACUAAGACCCCGCUUUUUCUUCUCAAUGCAGCUUAUGAUUCAUGGCAGAUCCUGGCCAGUUUAGCUCCGCACUCAGCUGAUCCCCGUGGCUACUGGCAGAAGUGCAGAUUAAAUUAUGCAUAUUGCUCUUCAUCACAAAUUCAAGUUCUCCAAGAUUUCAGAAAACAAAUGCUAAAUGCUGUAAGUGGCUUCUCAGGGUCCAAAAGAAAUGGGCUAUUCAUAAACUCAUGUUUUGCUCAUUGUCAGACAGAGAGACAGGACACUUGGUUUGCUCAUAAUUCUCCUCGUAUCGGAAACAAGGGCAUCGCCCAAUCUGUGGGGGACUGGUAUUUUGAUCGAGCUGAAGUCAAGAGUAUUGAUUGUCCUUAUCCUUGUGACAAGACCUGCCACAAUCUGGUCUUCCGCCAAAGUUUUUAGGAAAAUGAAGCAAAUCAGCCCCUGUUGCUACUCCCAUUUUUAGGUUUCUUCUGAGAUGUCAAGCUUCAUCCAAGUAACCAACAAACUAGUUAGAGUAACAUGUAAUAUGUUAUUUGAUCUUCGAUAAGAUUGACAACAUUUGUGUUUCCAUUUGACAAGCAAUUGGAGGAAUCUAGUGAAGGAAUUUUAUAAAA